Molecule: messenger RNA, 2585 nt
Organism: Scophthalmus maximus (turbot)
Lineage: Eukaryota; Metazoa; Chordata; Actinopteri; Pleuronectiformes; Scophthalmidae
Gene: bcat1
Product: branched chain amino-acid transaminase 1, cytosolic
Exons: 12
Coding region: 717-1817 (366 amino acids)
Biological process (GO): L-valine biosynthetic process; L-leucine biosynthetic process
Cellular component (GO): mitochondrion
Molecular function (GO): branched-chain-amino-acid:2-oxoglutarate transaminase activity
Source: RefSeq, a predicted model, not a curated record
UCUAUAUGGCAAAGGAUUUUUUUGGAAUGACACUCAAGGACACCUGAAGAAAUGUCCAGUUUCUCUCUCAAUAAAACAACAGACAUGACAAAUACAGACCAUGUAGACAUUUUUAAAUGUGGGAUCACUUUGAUACAAGGGAGGAACUGCUGUGAACGCACGCCAUGCACGCAUUCUGUGGCACGUCAUCCAAACCGGAACCAGGGUAACACUUUUCAUUUCCCUACUCUGCAAGAGCAAACAUCCUGCUGCUAAUGCCCAUCUGAACCUUGGAAAAGCUGCGUGGGACGUGAAUUUCAUGCAAAUAUAUAUUAUUGUGGAACCAGUCUGACAACCACUGUGCUGCAAAACAUCAAGCUCUGCACAACAACACUCCCUCUACCUUUACUGAAGUUUGCAACUCUGUUUGGGACGACCUCCAGCUGUGGGCAGUUCUUGAGGCCGCUCAAGACUGACUGACCCAAAUCAUCCUCAUCAAUCAUCACUACCAUCUGACAUCAGACGCCUCACCAACGACAAGGAGUCACAGCCAUGACAUUAGAGAGGUAACUCUGUCCCUGCGACAGUAGUCGAGGAGAACGCCGAUGACCUGAUCGCUGGGGAUAAACAUAGGUGACCCAGGCCGUGCUGUAAUCUGGCAGUGAGUGAAUAAGUAUUUUCUUCACAACUCAAACUUUUAGAGUUGCCUUCAGGCAAGCGGCUACCCGUCCACACCCAUGGCUGACGGCAGCAUUCCGAGCUUUAAGGCAGCCGACCUGGUUAUCCAGCUGUCCUCCGCCCUGCAGACCAAACCAGACGUCACCGGCUUCGGCAGCGUCUUCACCGACCACAUGCUGACCAUAGAGUGGAGCGCGACUGAGGGCUGGCAGGCUCCGCACAUCAAGCCCUUCGGCAACCUGUCACUCCACCCAGCCUGUUCGUCGCUGCACUACGGCAUCCAGCUGUUUGAGGGGUUGAAGGUGUACCGCGGGGAUGACCACCAACUGCGCCUCUUCAGGCCGACGCUCAACUUGGACCGCAUGGCCAACUCCGCCAAAAGAGCUUGCCUGCCUGCUUUUGACCAGUCAGAGUUGCUGGGGUGCAUCAGGCGACUCAUAGAGAUCGAGCAGGACUGGAUUCCUCACUCGGGCCCAGCCAGUUUGUAUAUUAGACCGACAUUCAUAGGCACCGAGCCCACUCUGGGCUUGAAGAAGCCCGCACAUGCCCUGCUGUAUGUGAUCCUGAGUCAAGCUGGCUCUUACUUCAACAAUGAGGCGGAGGGCCUCUCCCUGUGGGCCGACCCAAAGUACACUCGGGCCUGGAAAGGAGGGACGGGAGACUGCAAGAUGGGAGGAAACUACGGAUGCAGCCUUUCCGCCCAGUACGAAGCAGUGGAUUAUGGGUGUCAGCAGGUGCUGUGGCUGUAUGGAGAGGACCAUCAGAUCACCGAGGCAGGGACCAUGAACAUCUUUCUGCACUGGAUCAAUGAGGAUGGGGAGGAGGAGCUUGCAACUCCGCCUCUUGAUGGCCUCAUCCUCCCGGGGAUAACCCGACAGAGCAUCUUGGAAAUAACCAGGAAAUGGGAUGAGUUUAAGGUGACGGAGCGCUACCUCACCAUGGGCCAGCUGUGCUCCGCUCUGAAGCAGCAGCGGGUCAAAGAAAUGUUUGGCUCCGGCACCGCCUGCGUGAUCUGCCCCGUGGGACAUAUUGUUUACCAGGGAGAGAGACUGCACAUCCCCUGUCAGGAUAAAACCUCACUGCUGACUUCACAAAUAGUAAAGGAACUGACAGAUAUACAGAACGGCCGGACAACCAGUGACUGGACCCUCCUGGUAUAGCUGUGAUACUGUAAAGGAGAAUGGCACGCACACAUCAUUAUCAUCAUGUUGUUAUUGUUUGGCAAACGACCAAAGACACACUUGUACAGUAAUAAGCAAACAAUGUACGUGCAAUAUUUACAGUGUAGCUGCAAUAUGCUGAGGAGCCAGAGUUGUAGCCAAAAAUGGCUCCGCUGUGAGUAAGUCAUACAACUUUAGCUCAAAUUAAUGACACAGAACACAACCGUCCAAAAUAAUUAACAAAAAGUGAGCAAAGUUCUCAUGCAAUAGCGCACAAUAACUUACAGUGUCUCGGCCACCGUGACUUGCUCUGCUGCUUCUCGUCAUAUUUUCCGACCAACAUCAAGGAAACUGCUGAAGCUUUGAUACAACGUGAAGAGGAAAAUAGAAGAUAUUAAGAGUUACGGAGAAUUUCACAUUACUUAUGUCAGAGUUACAAAGCAGCUAUGAAGGGAAUUGGGUCUGGAUUAAUUGAAAAAUCACAGUUUCUCAAAGUUUCUUACAUUUUAAAAGACAUUUUUAUGUGGUGUGUUAGGAGGGAAAUUUUUCUUCUCAGUUUUAGUUGACACAAUAUACUGUACCCAAGUCUUUUUGGCUUUACAUCACUCUGCAGUUUUCGUUAUUCAUAUUCAAUGAUGAUCAUUUGUUAUGGAUUUUGGAGAUUGGUUAUGAAAGCAGUUACAUUUUGUUACAUCUUUGAAUCAGUAGUUGUGGACAGAAUACUAUCCACAGUCUUGAUACUAUUAAAUAAAUAACAAGUGACCUCAA